Molecule: messenger RNA, 2172 nt
Organism: Paraglomus occultum
Lineage: Eukaryota; Fungi; Glomeromycota; Glomeromycetes; Paraglomerales; Paraglomeraceae
Source: the annotation of a GenBank genome assembly
AUGGCAAGCCCUAAUCUACAAUCAAUAGCUGAUCUAACAACAACUACACACAUAACAACCGGGGAUAUCCCUCCCCCGCUUGUUGGCGCCUCGACUACUACCGUCGGAACCGAACUCUACUUGUUCGCUGGACGGCUGGUAUCCUCUCGUCGAAUGACCAAUGACUUGUAUGUAUUAGAUUUGACCACUUUUGUAUGGAGAAAGAUUGAAAGUAAAGAAGACGAAACACCCAAAGCACGAUAUUUUCAUUCAGCAAAUCAAUACAAAAAGGCGAUUAUAUUCUUUGGCGGAAUGGGAUAUUCGAAAACUGCUAAUGACGGGUUAUGCGUGUUGGACGAUAUUAACGUCUUUGACACUGAAACGCAAUCUUGGCAAAGCCCAGAAGUAGUCCCCUCUGCGAUACUGCCAAAACCGAGGUAUGCACACUUGGCAGCAAUCGCCGGUGACAAGUUGGUGGUUGUUGGUGGACAGGAUAUGACUAAUGUUUAUAUUGAGGAAAUUAAUGUAUAUGAUAUUGAAGAAAGGACUUGGACCUCAUCACGUUCGUUCGAGAAACACUGCGGAGCGUAUAGAUCGAUUGCCAUUAGCUGUGCCAACCAUACAAACCUGCCAUCGUUUGGUAACAAUCUGGUGGUGGAUGCAAUGCCGCCGUCGCUUGCACAUGAUGAUCACUCUGUCUUUCCCGAUCCAUACGUGUCUCGGCCGUUGAAAAGAACCGGUUCACAGCAAUCCAUACAGUCUAGCAACAACAGUGUAAUGUCGAAUUCCACAUAUGGAAGUUGGAAUAGUAGCGUGACGUCCGGUCCGGGUGGAGUAAAGUUGAUGAGGAGUAGAUCCAUCAAGCGAAACCAGUCGAUAAGCGGAGCUUAUUUCCGACUAUCAUACACAACUGCCGUAACAGCUGAAAAUCCCAAUCCAAUAUAUCUAUAUUCUAAUUAUAAUUUCACCAACGUCAAGAGAGAGCUACAAGUCAUUGCUCCGCCAACCACGGCUAAUUAUCAGAUCAUGGAUCAUUCGGCUAACAUGUCUGGUCCGUUUCUUCCGCCCGGUCUUCGAUUCCCAACCGGCGGUAUUCUCGGUCAUCACAUCAUAAUAUCCGGUACUUAUCUCACUGACGGCGGUCAAACGUUCAGUAUAUGGGCAUUGAAUUUAGCUAAUUUAAUAUGGACGCGCAUUGAUACGGGGUCCUGCUUUAUGCACGGGUCCUGGAAUCGUGGCGUAAUGUGUGAAGCAAUGAACAAGUAUGCGGUUUUAGGACACCGAGAUAGGUCGCUCGUCGAUGACUAUAACCAUCGACAGACUAAUUAUGAUCAUGUGACUUUGGUCGAUCUGGAGGCGUUUGGAAUAUAUCAGCCUCCGCCUGCCACGAUGACACCAAUAGCGCAGGAACUAGGACUGGCUCUACUGAACGAGCCGAAUCUUGCCGACUAUGAGGUUGUGACUUUGGAUAAUAAUCGGAUCCCGGCCAACUCGCAUAUCUUGUCACAAAGAUGGCCUCAUUUCCAAGUACUAGUUGAACAGCAGAUUGAUCGAGUCCCCGAAUUGAGAUAUGAUGGCGAAAAUAAUCAAGAGAAAACGGUAUCCAUGUACAGGCACAGAGUGAUCGCGUUUCCUGAACCAUAUCCAGUCACUCUCGCAUUCUUGCAGUAUCUAUAUACCGACAAUUUGCUCACAAAUCAACAGCAGCAACCUCAUAUACUGGCACAGUUGUUGUUAUUGGCGGACAUGUAUCAACUCGAGAGAUUGAAAAAGCUGACUGCACACGCGCUUCAUCAGGCGUUAAGCAUGACGACUGCUGCGUUGAUAUACGAGACUGCAGCAUUGUCAAAAGAGACUGGUUUACAGAUACAGCAAGAUCCAUCACAGUUUGCGAAUACGAAACCUGCUGUGAAUAACUCUGAAACGAGCUUCUUGUAUUAUGACACGUUCGUGCCUCGUGUGGCUACACCGUCUAAUGGACCACAAGUAACCGGAAGAGCAAGAUCUUCAUCGUCGGUAUCUGCAUUUGGUGGUUCCUCCUCAUCGCUUAGAGGAGUCUUGCCGGCAAUCAGAGAUUCACGAGCUAGCAUUCUCGCCGAGGAAUCGCAGUAUAAAUUGAGAUCAACAAAGUCUACUAAUUCAUUAAAGUCUAUAAAACCGAACAGAAAUAUCUUUGCUAUUAGUAAUGGAUAG